Pomacea canaliculata is the source of this 3184-nucleotide messenger RNA. RefSeq lists its product as uncharacterized. NCBI's taxonomy places the organism in Eukaryota, Metazoa, Mollusca, Gastropoda, Architaenioglossa, Ampullariidae. Bases 20 to 3085 code for a protein of 1021 amino acids. The transcript has 12 exons. The record is from RefSeq and is a predicted model, not a curated record.
CAGAUAACUAGGAAGGAAGAUGGUUGUUGCUCUGAUGUUUAUACAACACAGGUUUUAUCUCUUGCCUCGACCUCACUCUCGUACCGUACUACUGGCAUUAUUCCUGUCAUUUCUUUGGUUUACUGCAGUGUCCGCUCAAGAUGACAAGAUAACAUGUGAAGUGCAGCCUGCGGCGCCUUUCGAGGACACUACACUGACGUGUCACUUCCCUGAGGACCUCAGCAAAACCCAAAAGGACUUUACGAUCUACCGCUACAGCAAAGCUGGUAUCGCAGAAGCUGUUGUAGACUGCUGGUGGCUAGGAGGGACGCUGGACUGCUAUGUGUCUCGUGGUGUCGAGUACAACAAGAUGGUGAGGAGAGACGUAACGGUCACACUCCAGCGGAUGACGUCAGAACUCACCGGGACGUACGCCUGUCAGGUGGCUGGCUAUGGGGUCUCUUCUCUCAGAACAUGUGAAUUUGAGUUCAAGCUCGGAAAAGAAAACUCAUGCAACAUUGACUACAAGACUUCUGACUUUCAAGCCAGGUUGACCUGCUUUUUUAGUGAAGACAUCGGAAAGAGAAAAACAAAAUUUGCUGUGUACAAACACAGCGGCCAAGUUAGGAAAGCUGUAAUGGAGUGCUCGUGGGUGGAUGAACAACGAAGUUGUACAGUUGAAAAUGGUUACCAGUUUGAUAACAAGGUAUCACCCUACCUUACCCUUGGGAUACCGGAAAUUACGAAAGAGAAAGAAGGAAAUUACUCCUGUUGGCAUUCUGGUUCUGACAAUAAUCAACAAAAGACCUGCUUCCUGUCUGUCCUUCAUAAUGUUUCAGCAUCGAAGGAAAUUGAUCAAAGUGGUGAUCAAAGUACUAAUACUGUGGCGCUGGGAAUAUCUGUGGCGUUGAUGCUUUUGAUAAUAGCUGUAGCAGCUGGGAUCUUCGUACUAAAAUAUAAAAGGAAGUUCCUGUGUAAUAAGAAUAAAACUCCUUCAGCUUCAGAUGAAGAAGAAGGUAACCGGAUGUUGGAUGAUGAAGAAGAGAAAAGAAAUAAGAUAUUUCAAGAAUAUCUUGAGAAGGAAGUCAAAGAAAUGUAUCCAAACUAUAUGAAUUCUUGCUAUUUCGUGCCACCAGUCUACUUCAACAAAACUCGAUACAAAACACAGUAUGUGGCCGGUCGAGUCGUCUACGUCCCUGACCCGAGUGACCCUGCUGACCUCAAACACGACCAAGCCAUGCAGCAUGUCCUCCAUUGCCUACAUCACAUGGCAGAGAGGGAAAAGACCGGAAUGUUUGUCUUAACACAGUUCCAGUAUGACGACUACUUAAACAAUGUUGAUCAUCAACAUGCGGGACAUCGUCUGCCUGUGCCUAACAGUCUCACAGAUGAAGACAAUACCAUCGAGUGUUUUGACUUUCUCAUCGUCCAUAAAGUACACGGAGUGUUGGUUGGGGUGGUCAAAAUUUUCGGUGACAUGGAGAACCGAGGUGAUGUAAGAAAAGUAGAUGAAAUGAUUGUUUUACAAAUCACUGAAGCGAUGAAGCAGCUAAGAAAAGCAGAUCGUGUUAUCAGACACCUCAUGUCGGAUCAUCAGGUUAAAGUUCGCAUGACAAUGAUACUACACGACCUCACCCGCUCUUCCCUGAGGCAAGCUGUAGAAAGACAGAAUGCUCUGGUUGAGAACCUUCGUGAAUGUCUAGGAAUAACAGUUGUAGAAGACCCCACUGAGUUGUGUUUGUGUUCCGAGGACCUGUCAGACUCAUCUACUCCUUGGAGUGUCAGCGACGAUGUCACCAAAAGUAUACAUAAUCACUGGAAGUGGUCAUCUCAGGACGGUGAAAAUAUGACCAACUAUCUCAGCAUAGUUGCCAGGUUUUUCGGACCGGCCACUAAGUCCAGGCUACGGGUUCCAGAUGACUACCAUCAGUUUGAACUGCCCAAGACUCUGACUGAAGCUGUGUCCCUGACAGGAGACUUGUAUGCACGGUUGACAUUACAUCCUGACUUGAUUGAACAUUUGAAUGAUCCUCGAGUGAUUCUUGUUGGACCACCAAACUCCGGCAAAACAACGAUGCUGGCUCUUGCUGGGAGUCAGUGGCUGUCUAGUGGUCAAGAUGUACUUCUAGUUAAGGAUGCUUCGUCUAAACAUCUUUCCACACAUUUGCGUAGUCUAUUAACAGCAUUGUCAACCCCCCGUGAUAAGAAUUCAACUACGAGCACGAAGUCUGACUGUAUUGUUGAAGAUGAAUGUGAUUUUACAUCAAUAAAGUCAGUCAAGAAAUGUAUUGAGAGGAUAAUCACGAAAGCGAAUGAAAAACCUGUUUGUCUCCUCAUUGACGGCGCACAUCUUAAUGGAAAGCAUGUCCAAGUAUUUUUUGAAGAGCUGCAUAAACUGGCAUCAGACCUCCACUUAUGGAUCACCUGUUCCGGUCUUGAAAACUCUAUAAAAGAGUAUACCUGGCUGACCAUUAAAGUUUCUAAUUGUCCACCCACUGUGCUUAGAGAAGUAAGAGAAAAAAAGGCAAACAUCGAACUACCUCCAUAUACAUGUGGCACGGGUUUGUAUCUACCCGCUACAAAUGGUCCUAUCGUCAAGCACUUCUAUUACAAUCUGUCUAAAGAGCCAGGAAAAGUCAAAGUAGCUGAUGGUCUGGAAUGUGGGCAACAAGUGGGCAAGUUUCUUGCCGAAACAGUCCUCUGCAUUAAAACUGGGAAAACAGAGGAAGUCCUGAUGGAACCAUUUCAAAACACUUCUGCUUUUAGGACAGCGCGAUCACUUCUGCAGUUUAAAGACAUUGUUGUUUUCUUUGAAUACAAAAAUCAAGGGCUAGAUGUCAAUGAACACCAUAGUAUUUUAAAAGGUCUUAGAGAGUCUGGUAUUAUCGUGACUGUUGUCAACACAAAUGUAUCAGAUGGCGUUGGUAUAGACGACAGAAACACAGCGUGGGCGAUCCACAUUCGAGAUUUGUCAAAAAUUAAAAUCAGAAGAAAGAUCGUGGUGUACGUGGAAACUAAUUCUGAAGUCACAGAUGUUGACAACAAGCUACGAGCUCUUACAAGUUGUACUUCUCAGCUCAUCAUGGUUCACCCUAAGUUAUUGUAGUACUGGGGUCCAGAACUGAACUGGAAAACGACAGACACUACCAUUGCUGGAUUCAUCAUUUUUAAAUAGAAAUAUUUUACUUUAUUAGUUAAAAGUUAA